AUAGUCUGGCCAUCCCCACCACUGGUCUACAGGCUUGCCGCCUCUGCUCGCCUGUCACAGUUCCCUAACCUCCUCAUUUCUCCUGAGUGACCAGCUCUGUAAAGAGCUGAUGCAUCUUGUGAUGAGUAAUGGACAGCAGGAAAUACCCACUCUAUAAAAGGAAGCUGACGAGGAAGACACCCACAGGCAACCUGGACAAGCAGAAGGGGUCAGCUGGGCUCUCCAGUGCGUUGUGUAUCCAGCUGGGAUUUGAAUUUGCUGCUGGCUGUCGAUCAAGGGUGUGAAGCAGGGAGGCAGGACCAUGUGGCUAUCCCCAACUCUGCUCCUCCUCAGUUUCCCAGGCUGUUUUGCCAUCCAAGGCCCAGCAUGGGUGAGAGGCCCAGAGAAGGGGUCAGUGACCAUUCAAUGCCACUAUAGUUCCAGAUGGCAAGCCUACAACAAGUGGUGGUGUCGAGGAGCAAACUGGAAGACUUGCAGGGUCCUCAUUCGAACCACGGGGUCAGAGAAAGAAAGGAAGAGUGGCCGGUUGUCCAUCAGGGACAACUGGAGAGAGAACUCGCUCCUGGUUACCAUGGAGAUGCUCAGGCAAAAUGACACAGACACUUACUGGUGCGGUAUUGAAAGAUUUGGAACUGACCUUGGGACCAGAGUUAAAGUGACCGUUUACCCAGAGGGAAAAGAUACCAUGUCUUCCCAGCUACACUCCUCUAUGCCCACUGUGGAUAGCAACACAUAUGUGAUUUCUUCUGACUUGCAUAAGAGGACACACUACAUACUCCUGGUAUUUCUGAAGGUGCCUGCCUUGCUCAUCUUGGCUGGUGUUGUCCUCUGGCUGAAGAAGUCAACUCGGAAGAUCCCUGAGGAACAGUGGAGACACACUCUCAGCAGCAAUCUGGACUCUGAACUUCUGGACAAAGACAUUUCCCCUUAGACUGGAGCAUAAGCAGUGCCUUCCCAGUCUGGACUCGCAUUCCAGAAACAUCUUUAAGUUUUCAGUGGGUAGUGAGUGAGGCUGGUGCCCAGAGGGCUUGGCCAGGCAUGAUCUCCACUCUGCACACUAUGGGGACACCACCCAGUCCCCCCUCAGGUGUCAUCACACCUGCAGUACCAGAAUCUCGCUCCUCCUCUACAUUCUCUCCUGCCCUAUCUCCUUUACCCGCCACAGUCAGCCCAGGGUGAGAACCGCUGGAAUGGAACCAAAGCUGCAGAAAGACAGCUGCGUGUCCCUUGCUGAAAAAGCUUGUGCAGGGUCUAAGACAAAAGCACAGGGAAACAGAAGGGACCCAGUGGUGCGGGUAGAUAGCCUAUGCUUUGAGAGCUCAGGGAGCCUGGAGCAGGCAUCCGCCCUCUGUCUGUCCUGGACACUGAGGCCACCCCUAGCAUGCACUUCUGAGGAAUCUGACAGGCCCAGGGUCUGGAGAGAAGAGAACUCAGACAUCCAUGACUUCGCCACAGGAGCUAGCUGGGUCUGCAUUUCCCAGCAGGUGUGUUUGUCCAGGGCCAGAAACAGAAGGCCACACUCCCUUAAAUAGAGCUGUGGCCUACACAGAUGCAUGGCAUGCUGGUUCUAACCAGAGGUUAGUCAGGGGAGAGUAACAGAGAGAGGAGAGCCGCCAAGAGAGCAAGGCAGGCAGAGAGAGCCAUGUGCCUCCCGACCUGGGUCCUCCCUGUGACCUGCACUGCAACAUCCGCUCUGCAGAGGAAGUCAGGUUAGGGUAUCUCGUCAGAGUAACUACCAACAGCGUGAGUCAGAAAGGCAGACACAGCAAGAAUGGUCUCUUAUCAAAGGGCUCUUCUGCUUUAACUGUGGUUGGGGAAAACAACGCCUAACAUGCUUUUUCCAUGAGGUUUCCAGUGCACAGUACACAGCCGGUAUGCACACUGCAAAGGCAACAGAUCUCUAGAACAUUCUCAUCUUGCAAGGCUCAGACUCUAAGCCCACUGCACACAACCCCUCACCCCACCAGGUCCUAGCUACCACCAUUUCACUCCCCCCCCCUCGAUGAGUUUUGCUAAUGUACUUGAGUGGAAUCAUGAGGCAUUUUUAGUCCGGGAUUGCUUUAUUCUAUUUAGCACCAUGUCCUCAAGGAUCAUCCACCUUCUAGCAGAUGACAGAAUUCUUUUAGGUUCAAUGCUGAAAUAAUCUCCUACUGUGCGGAUAUACCACUCAUUUACUAACAGGCCUUUUGGCUGUUAUUACCUCUUGACGUUCGUGGACAAUAAGCGUGGGUAGGUUGGUAUCACAUUGAGAUGCUGUCUUCAAUUCUCUUGGAUCUGGUGGUGACGAUUAAUCUUGAUUGUUGACUUUGCUGGGUUUAGAAUCACCUGCGAGACACACCUCUGAGCUUUUCUAUGAGGGUGCUUCCAAAGAGGUUUAACUGAGGAGAGAUGACCCACCCUGAAUGUGGGCCCUCCCCCUCCCGUAGUCUGGGGUCUCAGACUGAAUAAAAACAAGGAAAGGGAGGAAGUGGGCUGAGCACCAAUGGGUUCAUCUCUCUCUCUUCUUCCUGAGGAUGAAGUGUGGCUAGGUAGCUCAUCGUUCGGCCUUUACAGCUAGAUCUACCCCUGCUGCCGUGCCAUCUCCAACAUGAUGGACUGUCUCCCUUAAAACAGUGAGCCAAAAUAAACCUCGCCUUCCUUAAGCUCCUUCCAUCAUGGAUUUUGUCACAGUGAGGCAAGUAACUAGCACGCAGGCCCGAGAGUUCUAUCACUGGGUCCUGUGGCCAUGGUCUCUAUUUUGAAUGAUCGCUAUAACAUUUUCCACAAUGGCUGCAUUAUUUUAUAUUACCACCAACAGGAUGUAAACAUGCUAAUUUCUCCAUAUCCUUCAUCUGCA
Molecule: messenger RNA, 2836 nt
Organism: Myodes glareolus (Bank vole)
Lineage: Eukaryota; Metazoa; Chordata; Mammalia; Rodentia; Cricetidae
Source: RefSeq, a predicted model, not a curated record